UUAUUUAUUUAUUUAUUUAUAAACAGAUAUUUACAGGAUUUCGCUGAGUUUUUGUGAUUGUUGCGGCUACAAAUGCUUGAUUUUUCUGUGGCUGUUUUCUCCAAAACUUGUGAUGCAGUUUGCAGAGUUUUUUGUGGGGAAACUACUUGAAUUAGUGAAAUUGCAAUUGCAAAAAAAUGUUUUGCGUGGUCUUUUGCAAUGAUAUUUGUUGGUAAAUGAGAUUUUUAGCUGCACUCAUGUUCGACGCAUGUGAAUCGAAGAGACCUUCGGAUGAAAGCCCAUUGUGAUGAUGUCACAUUGCGCAUUGUGAUGACUUCACGUGACGAGUCUUGAACGAAAUCUGUGGAAAAUCUGCGGCAAUUUAGAAAAUUUGCAAGCGUUAAUUUCUGUGAUUGCAAAAUCCUGGAGGGACUGAUUGGUUUUGGUAUCCACAAACCUCUACAGCUGCAAUAAAUAACCAAAAUAUUAUUGCACACAUUUCCAUAAUGAGUCUUAUAACUGAAUAAUUAGAUUAUGUUUGGAGGGGGUCAGUGAAAUUUAUUUUACAGUGGUCCCUAAUUGUGAAAAGUUAGAGAACCCCUGCCUUCCAACAGAGCGUGUCUACUUUCUAGGUUUUGCCAGAAGAGGGGGGCAAAAUACCAGUUUUUAUCAAAGCGUAGCCUUGCUCUCAGUGAUGAUAGUGUUCAAUGCAACUGUUACAUCGGGUUUUAUAUUUCUUUUGGACACAGUAACUAAUAACUAAAACUAUACCGUAGAAAAAUUUGCUUAGACAUUCAAAUAUAAGAUUACAGAUAACAGUCAAUACAUUUUUUUUUCGGGCUAGGCUGAGCUUUAAGAUUUGACACUUGAGAAAACUUUGAUUUUUCUUUUAUAUAACGCAUGUAGACCAUGCGUAUGGGUUCACUUUAUAUCCUUCUGCUAAAAAAGGAAAAUAGAAAAGACAAGACAUGAACGCACCGAGAGAGAGAGAGAGAGAGAGAGAGAGAGAGAGAGAGAGUGGGAGAGAGAGAGAGAGAGAGAGAGAGAGAACACUCCGUUCUGCAGUCUCUGACAACUCAGAAGUGACCCACACCAGUCUGCUGCUCUCUUCUGUCCCAGUGGCAUAAAAACAGUGAAUAAUGUGAUAAACAAAUCAGCGAAGAGGUUGAUCGCCUGACGUUUAUGGUUUUCUUCUUUGCCUUUGGCUGCGAUUUUGGAUUUCGCGCCGUCUCCGAGCGAUUCGCGCAGACCUCUCCACAAGAGAUGCUGCCAUGUCCCGAGGGCUGUUCCCGCGAGUGAACGUGUGCUGGAUCGCGGCGCUGCUGCUCGGGAACCUGGCCGUGGCGUCCGCCGCCCGCGCGCACACCUGCAGCGAGGUGAAAACAGCCUUCCAGCUGCGCCAGAUCGGCCCGCUCAAGUGGGUACCGGAAGCACCUGCCACAGAUGUGAACCUGUUGGUGUGUAAGCAUGUUGGGCCAUCCUGCUGUACUCGUAAGAUGGAGGAGAGCUACAAAGUGGCAGCUGUGAGGGAUACUGUGCAGAAUAUCAGGUCAUACACCUUCGAACUCAAGUUCCUGAUCUCAGGCCAUGCUAAUGCCUUCCAGGAUACGUACCAGUCUCUGUUCACUUUCUCCCAAGGUCACCUGACCUCUCUUUUUGAGAGCACCUUCACCUCUCUGUCUUCUAGAAUUGCUCCCCAUGUAACUUCCCUCUUCUCCAGUCUUUCCAACUUCAUCCAGGACACCGCCAGCAUUUCUGUGGAUGCUGCUGUCUAUCGCUUCUAUGACCACCUCUUCCCGCUAGUCCACAACCACAUCAUCAAGCCGGGCAUUGCUGAGGAUAACAACCUCUCUGAAUGCCUCCGUGCCACUCAGCAGGAUGUGAAUCCAUUUGGCCAUCAUGCUCAAGCCAUGGCUGAGGAUUUGACAGACGCCAUGCAGGCAGCCAGGGCACUAACCAGGGCAUUUGUCAUGGGUGAAGACUUGAUGAAUGUCACAGAAGUGGCACCUCUGACCAAUGAGUGUGCCCGAGCACUUCUGAAGAUGCAAUACUGCCCACAUUGCCAAGGGUUAACCCUCAUACGUCCUUGUCCCGAGUUCUGCCUCAAUGUUAUGCGUGGAUGCCUGGCAAAUGUGGCAGAGUUAGACAUGCCAUGGAGGCACUAUGUGGCUAUCCUGGAGGACCUCACACACACCGUAGCUGGAGAGCACAGCCUGGAACUUGCCCUGCUCAGGGUGAGAGGUCAUGUCAACGAGGCCAUACUGUACGCACAGCUACAUGAAGCCAGGAUCAGUGCUACUGUGGAUAAAGUGUGUGGCGAGUCCGUGGCUGAGGCCCAAAGUACUCACCCCACCACUGCUAAGAUGAUUCCCACAGUAACACUUGUCCCAGAACCCAUGGCCAACCAAUCAGACUCUAAUGUCAUGAAACAGCCUGGAAGAUUAUCCCAUCUACGCAGCUCACUCCCUCUGAAACUCACCAAACACAAUAAAGAUAGAAGUCUAAAACAGAUUGCUCGAGAGCUCAUGAAGUAUAUUCCACGCUACAAGGGAUUUUUUGCGGCAGUGCCGGAGAUGCUGUGUGAAGGAGAGGUUGUACGUGAUGAACCCACUUGCUGGAGCGGAAACUAUGUAGUAGAUAGUUAUAAAGGUCGAGUGGUGGGCAAUGGAGUUCUUGCUCAGAGGCAGAAUCCCGAGGUGAGGGUCAUAGGUCCCGAUGCUAUGCUAGCAGCAGUCAAAGAGAGACUUGAGCACUUCAACCAGGAGGUACAACGGCACAUGCCAGGACUGGGACACAGGGAUUCAUAUGGAGACCUGGGCAGUGGUGAAGACAGCAGCGGGGAGUGUGAUGAUGAGGAUGGUUGCCAAGGUUCAGGGGAAGACACAACUAAAUCCUCUAACACAGACUCUAAUGUUGACACUGAGGUGGUGGUGAAAUCUCCUCCUCAUGAGGCUCCUGUUGGACGCUUUAUACCCAAACUCAACAAUGGCGCUCAUCUAGUUCUCCCCUCCUUCACCACGCUCAUCUUCAUCCUGGGCCAGCAAUGGACCUUGACCUGAGAGGUUGAAGAUACACAUAAUUAUGAAUAAAACCACAAGAUCUUCAUCUGCCUGGAUGCUUAUGUCUAGCUCCAUAUUGUCUUCCAAGACUGCUGCCAUUUUUCAUGGCAGCAAAUAUCUAAUAUAUUCUUAAAACAUUUUCUCUUACAUGCACACGCAUAUGAUCAAGCAUAUCAAUAGUCAUAACUGCUUUUAAUCAUAUUCUCUCAGAUUAAAUGUCACUUAAAUACCACACAUCUAAACCUUCAACCUGUCAGUAAAAUGCAUGACAGAAGCACUUCUCAAGCAUUAAUGGACAAAUACAAUAACUGAUCAGCACGGAAUGUUCUUGUUAUUAAACACAUACACAGAGAGGAAGAAAUAGAAAAAUUAAAUAUUAGUGUUAUGCUUAAUGUAGUAUGUAUAUAGUUAUGAUUCCAUAGUGAAGACCAUAGUGAAGUUUUAAAUCCCCAAACCCCAACCUUUUUAAUAUAACCCACUGGUGCACACAGAAAAACACACAUAUGUCUUUUUAACCAUCAUGAAAUGAUAUCGAUAGAUUCAAUAAAAAUGAAUUAAUUAUCUGUUAAAUAGCUUCAGAUCAAUCUUUUAAAAUCAUCAGGUUUAAAACUUUCAGCUGUUACCCUGCAUCAAAGCCAACGAACAAAAAAAGAGUAGGUUCAGAUGUGCCAUGUGAUUUUCACAUCACCUCAAGUUUACUUAAAGCAAUGGAAACAUUUAUAUGCAUGAAAUAUUUUCAGUAAUACUGCAGAAUUCAUCUUGGUGUUCAUAUGAGUAAUGUCUUCAUGUUUUAUGUUCAUUUUCAUUAACUAAGUUACCAUUCUUAAAGGACUAGCUAAGUGUCCAUCCACUCUAACUUAUUUUUAAAUUUCAAAUUCCAGAACAGUCACUGCAUCUGAAAACUCAUCUUGAUAGUAAAUAUGUUAGAAUUCUGAUUGCAAAUUCAUAGUUUAAGCUUCCCAUAUUACUUAAUACUUAAAGUUCCAGCUCUACAAAUAAUUGACUUUUUACUGCACUUUUAAAGUGAUUGUAACAGUUAAUAGUAUUUUUAAAUAGCAGUUGGACAUCAGUUUCUAGGACUGGUAAGACAAUUACUUGUGCUUCUAUUCUGCCUUAUCGUCAUCAAAUGCACAAUGAACAUUAGCAUACCAUAUGUAUAAAUGUAUAUAUUUAAGGUCAUUCACUGUUUUGUCUGUGUAUUGCUAUUUUUUUUUUCCUUUUGUAUAGUGAAAGUUGCAGUGAUAUAUAUACAUACACAC
Ictalurus furcatus (blue catfish) is the source of this 4297-nucleotide messenger RNA. RefSeq names its product glypican 5c (gene gpc5c). Gene Ontology annotation, cellular component: extracellular region; cell surface; plasma membrane. The coding region runs from base 1251 to 3038 and encodes 595 amino acids. Lineage: Eukaryota; Metazoa; Chordata; Actinopteri; Siluriformes; Ictaluridae. The transcript is spliced from 9 exons. The record is from RefSeq and is a predicted model, not a curated record. Gene Ontology annotation, biological process: regulation of protein localization to membrane; cell migration; positive regulation of canonical Wnt signaling pathway.